Ogataea polymorpha is the source of this 2090-nucleotide messenger RNA. RefSeq lists its product as uncharacterized. NCBI's taxonomy places the organism in Eukaryota, Fungi, Ascomycota, Pichiomycetes, Pichiales, Pichiaceae. Gene Ontology annotation, molecular function: phosphatidylinositol binding. The coding region runs from base 28 to 1569 and encodes 513 amino acids. The transcript has a single exon. The record is from RefSeq and is a predicted model, not a curated record.
CGUGCGGUGAGCCAGCUGGAGACCCAAAUGGAGGAGCUCAAGGCGGUGCUGUAUUCUGAAGGGUUUGCGUACAUUUUCAAGCAGCUGGAGACGAAGAGCACGUCAAGCGAGUUGUCCAAGCCGCUCAGAUCGCUCGUCCAGCUCGUGCAGAUCGAGGUGGCGUCGACAUUAUACGAGCUGCUUGUGGGCAGUGACAGCUCGCGCGAAACGCUGGGCCUGGUGAAACGCCUGCAUCGGCUGUUUCCGUACGGAUUGGUGGCCACGAUUCUGCGAUUCACCAACCCGAUGCAAAUCGUCAAGAAACUGAUCGACCUGUUCACAUUCCAGAUGCCUGUUGGGUUUGGACGCAGAAGCCGGUCGCUGUUGCAGGUGAUUUUUGCUGGAGUUUUGAACGACGAUCUGAAAAAAUGCGACAGAGAGCUGGCAGAGCUGCACAGAGCAGUGCUGCGCAAGGGCGAACAAUACGCCGCGUUGCUGGACAAGAUCGACGCGUAUUUUGCCGCGUCGGACGAGACGGUGCUGCAGGUCAAGAAGACGGCGCAGAAAAGUGGACUGGGCAUUUUCCCAGCGCUACUGUUGAACAACAACGACCUGACGCCCAAGCUGGACGAGUCGGUUCUGCUGGAGGUGCUGAACACAAUGAAAAAGUCCAAGAGCGACAAAAAUACAGUCUACUUUCUGCUGCAUUCAUAUUUCAAAGCGAGCCUGCGCCGACUCGACAAGAUCUCGCUCAAGGAGCUGUGGGACGAGCCGGAGCUGAUCGACCUCAUCAAGGAGCUGCUGUCGAUCUUCUUCCAGCCACUGAUCCGGCUGUUCAAGAGCGCGCAGAUCCACCUGUACAUCCCUGUGGUGCAGCGGUACAUGAACGAGUUGAUCCAGCUGGCAGAGUACUUCCAAAACGAGCACUUCUCUCCAAACGUGGUGGCCAGCUUCAUGGGGCUCCAGGAAAAAUAUCAGGAGGCGGUGUACGGGUUUAUGCACCGGCUGUAUCUGAGCGACAUGGAGCAGCAGGAGGGUCUGUUUGCCGGGUUUCUGGGCUGGUUCAACCGGUUUGUGACGUUUCUGCGGUUUGUAAGGGACGGCCACGAGGAGCUGGUGCUGGAUCUGAGCUCGCUGGGCGCCGACGAGGGCGUGAGGAAGGAAAUACGGGCCAUUAUUGCGGAAAUCGAGGAAAAACGGCGCAGGUACGAGCAGCUGGCGCAGAAGCAGCAGACGACGCGCACACAGGUGGACACGAACUGGGAGAAGGUGAAGACCAAGAUGCUGGGGCUCGCAGGCGACAUGGCAGACCUAGAACGGCUGGGCGAGUACGUUGGGGUGAGCAGCGAGGAUCUGAUGGAGCUGAACAGCGCGUUGGACACAGAGGAGCCGGUGAACGGGUUUUUCCACGAGAUGGACACAGCUACGUUUCUGCGCGCGGUGCAGCGGGUGAGCGUGAGUGACGAGGAGUUUCGCAAGAACGACGAGACGGGACAGUACAGAUGGAGACACAUAGCCGGGCUGGAAAGCCGGUUCCGGCCGCAGCUGGUGGCCGUGCUCACGGCGUGGAGAAAACUGGCAUCUGAGUAGAUUGGUACUUAUAUAUAAACAAGCAGGAACGGAUCUAGUCCUGGUCGAGCGACGGAAUGCUGUCUUGGAAGACGUUCAUCACGCUUGCUGGAGGCUGGAUCGCAGUGAGCAUCAUGACCAGUUCGUAGAUGUGUUCUGGAAUGGUUCUUUGGUAGAUAUCCAAGAUUCCGGUCGGAUUAGGGUAGACAGCCAGGCCUUUGUAGAAGUGGAUGGCAGCCUCGAUGUCCUUGCCCUCGAGAGCGCUCAUCUGCUCACCGAUGGUGACCUGGGUCAUGAAGAAUUUUUCCUUCUGGGCAGCGUCCUUAGGCAGUGGCUCCUCUGCGAGCGACUGGUUAAGUUUCUCCUUGAGAGCUUCCAGUUUCUGCUUUUUGUCGGCCUCGGCCUCCAGCUUGGCCUUUUUGGCUGCUCUUUUCUUGUUCUUGACAAUUUUCUUUCUGAACUCAGGGUUGUUUCUUCUGGCAUAGUCGAAGUAGAUGCAGUAGCCGAGGGCGGCGGUGGCGACCGCCAAGACGGAGUAUCCA